UCGUCUGGACAAAGUCAUCUGAAGAAUGGAGUGAUGAAGUUUGACGAGGUGAUGAGGCGGAGUUACUGCCAGCCGAUGGAAACGGUGAUCGACAUCCUGCACGAGUAUCCAGAUGAGGUGGAGCACUUCUUCCGGCCGUCGUGCGUGCCGCUCUUACGCUGCUCUGGAUGGUGUAACGAUGAGAACCACGAAUGUCUCCCCACAGAGACCGCCAACAUCACUCUACGGGUUUAUAAAUUCAAACUACGCCACAAUGCAGGUUAUGGAGAAAUGUCUUUUCAGCAGCGCACCAAAUGUGAGCGGAGAUCACGAGAACGACAAAAAUCUCCCGGCUUGUGCAAACCAUGCGCGGAAAGGCCAGACCCUGACACCUGCAGGUGCUUGUGUAUCCUGUCAGUGGCACGUUGCAAACAUCGGGGCCCAGAGCUGAAUGAGCACAGCUGCAGGUGUGAAAGACCAAGGAGAUUGGAAACACCAUCCCAUCCGCCAACGCCGAUGGAGAAGAAAUCGCCCAGUGUAGUAAAGAAGCUGGAGUCGGCUCAGCGUGCAUGA
Molecule: messenger RNA, 552 nt
Organism: Lethenteron reissneri (Far Eastern brook lamprey)
Lineage: Eukaryota; Metazoa; Chordata; Hyperoartia; Petromyzontiformes; Petromyzontidae
Product: vascular endothelial growth factor A-like
Biological process (GO): vascular endothelial growth factor receptor signaling pathway; induction of positive chemotaxis; positive regulation of endothelial cell proliferation
Cellular component (GO): membrane
Molecular function (GO): vascular endothelial growth factor receptor binding; growth factor activity; chemoattractant activity
Source: RefSeq, a predicted model, not a curated record